GAUUGGAAUUCCAACAACCAACAACCCACAACCGAUUGUCUUCCACAGGCCCAUUUUUCAUUUCAUCCAAAUCCCACUGCAACGGUGAGAGUGAGAGAGUGAAAGAGAAAGCUUAGGUUCCACGCUGCUAAAUUAUAAGCGAAAAUGGUGAAUUUCAUGCUGAAGAUCUCUGCCGACCUCGAAAACCUCACUAACCUCCAGCCUCAGGGCGGCUGUGACGAUCCUUCCUUUCCCUAUCUCUUCAAGCUGAAAUGUGGGAGGUGUGGAGAGUUGAGUCAGAAGGAAACAUGUGUGAGUUUGGGCGAUACUGUUCCUCUUCUACAAGGCAAGGGAACCACCAAUCUUGUUCAGAAGUGCAAAUUUUGUAUGAGGGAAGGAACUGUAACAAUGAUCCCGGGCAAAGGUCGACCACUGACUCAGGAAGAUUGUGAAGGCGGAAAAUUUGCACCUUUGAUGCUUUUUGACUGCAGGGGUUACGAGCCUGUAGGGUUUGUAUUUGGCGUUGGCUGGAAGGUUGAAUCUCUGGAAGGAACUAAAUUUGAAGGUAUUGACUUAUCUGGAGAUGACUUCUCUGAAUAUGAUGAGAAGGGAGAGUGCCCUGUGAUGAUAUCCAACCUCCGUUCUACUUUUGAACCGGUGAAGUAGAGUAAUACUGCACACUGUUUUAGUAAAUAAAAACUAACAGGUCACCAAGAAUGAGGUAGAAACCAUUGACCGGAAUACAUGUUGGCAUUAAGCUAUUAUAUCCUAAGGCGGUCUGAUGUGAAACAUUACAGUUUGGUGCAUGUCCAUGGAUACACUGGCAAUGGUUUUACUGAUUAGUGAAUCACGUUAUGUUUGUACUUUUAUGGUUUUCUCAGUUUUCAUAAUGAUUACACUAGGUGCAAUCACUCUUCGGCUUGGAUGAAAAGAAAUAGGUCGUUUUCUCUGUAUUAAAUAUUUUUGUUUCUCAUGUUCUAGAACCAGUUGUUUUAAGACUCGGAAAAGCUUUAUGAUUCUUGCUAUUCAGAUAAAGAACUGAAAUACAUAUCA
Molecule: messenger RNA, 1032 nt
Organism: Gossypium raimondii (Peruvian cotton)
Lineage: Eukaryota; Viridiplantae; Streptophyta; Magnoliopsida; Malvales; Malvaceae
Exons: 4
Coding region: 145-645 (166 amino acids)
Molecular function (GO): zinc ion binding
Source: RefSeq, a predicted model, not a curated record